AUGGCCCGUGGCCACAAGAGCGAGGAAGAUGCUUUUGGAGAGGACGAAGGAGAGGACGCGUCAGUCAACGACAAGGUCCAGGCUCAUGUCUCAAGAUCCAAAGACAAGCCCAGCAGACGGCGCGACAGCGUCACAAGUGCGACCCUGGGCUUCGACGACUCGGAUGAUUUCUGCGCGCCAACUUCUCUGCAGGCAUCCGAGCAGGCGAUCCUCACCUUGCGAAGGUGUGUAAUGAAAUAUCGCGUUACUUCCGCCGGUCCCAUUGACCCUUACGUGCAGGAGCUGCUGGGACCUGCCAAGGCUCGAGCUGUGCUGGCAGACGAGAACCGUCUGAAGCUGCUGAUGGAAUCGGUGGAUGCAGAUCCGAGGAACGUUGGAGCCGGACAGAAAGCCAGGGGGCUCUUCCGAAAAGUGCACGCAGCAAUGAAGUUGAAGAAGCACGAGGAAGAGCCCGCGGACGAAGCGAGGCAGGUGGAUGAUCUCGCCGUCCUCCCACCCGAUGAUCCGAACAAGAGGACGAAGCGGAACUCUCGUCGUGAGUCUCGCCGUCGCUCUUCACAAGAGGCAGCCAAAGUGGCCGGAGCGCCCAAAAGCCCGAAGAAAACACGUCGGGCAUCUGCGGCCGGGCAGGACAAGGUGGAGCUCCCCGCUGUGUCUUCCCCCAAGAAGCGUAACCAGACUCAAUUAAGCGGAAGAUGUUACUUCUCUCUGCUGGUCACGUUGACUGAACUGGAGCCGGCAUUGUUCACAUUUGGUACUGUUCAGUCCAGCAGCGCAGAGAGUGCACUGGCCAUGCGGCUGGCCUCAACAGCUUGCCUGAUACGCACCUUCCGUUCAUUGUCCAUGCAGCGGUCUCAGAAGGAAGACCCGGACACUCAUGAAGAAAUCAGCUUCGAGGACCAGCCUUGGCAAGAAAACCUUGACCAAAUGAUCAACGAGGUCCUCCUUACGGAAAUCGCCAGACUUCGAGCUACCUUCAGUCAGCACUUGCGCGAGCACGAGGUCGCUCUGUCCCAGCUGCGCUCUGACAACGGGCAUGCGCGUUCGUGGGCCCGGCAGGAUGUCGAGCUUCUCAGGCAACAGGUGCAGCUGAUGGAAAGACAGCGUCGGCGACGAAGCUUUGAGGUGAAAAAGCUCCGAAAGGCGAUGAAGGAAGUACGAAAUGCUCUUUUUACAGAAACGCCUCCGGCUGCGCAGGGGCACCUGGCUGCAAAGCAGCUCCUCGAUGAGGUGCGAAAUGAGCGCGAACGGAGGCUAGCUGAAAAGCGCUAUUUGGAGGACCAAAUCAAGAAGCUGAGCGACGAGGUUGAGGAACAGCAAAAUGCUGCUCCACUUGUCGAUCAUGAAAAGGAGAAGCUGAAAGCCUCCGUCAGGCAGCUGAAGUUGUCAAUAGAAUCGAAAGACCGAUAUGCAUGCUGGGUGUGUAACCGCGCAUCCCAUGAGCGCCAGGAGUCUGGAUCGGACACCGAGGACUCGGACCGCCAUGAGGACGAGUGCGUGAUGAUGAGAAGGCGCUUGGUGGAAAUGGAGGAUGAGAUUCGCUUGCUAACUGGUGGCACUGCAGGCAGUGGCGUGGCAGAUUUUCAGAGUGCAGCGCCUUCCCAGGCAUCCAGCCAAAAGCCUUCGGCAAGGCUUUCCCUGGAGCCACCGUCCAUUGCAGAGUCGCCAAUGAGCCCCAGCUCCACCUUGCGACCUUUUCGGGAGCGAGUGCCUACGCCAUGGGCCGAAGCUGGGAUGACAUCAGUUGCGGAGGCAUCCGUGCAGUUCAUGGAUGCCAUUACCACGGUGACAUCGCCAGAAGUCCCGGAAAGUGUUCCAGAGGUUGGCAACAGGUCCGUGCGUGACCGCAUCUCAACGCCUUACGUGAGAGCAACCGCAGAUUUGGAGGAGCGCAGGGUGUUCCUCGCACCGGCGCUGUCGACGGUGGAGGAUGCGACAAGCGUGGUGCAGUCAAAGCAGCACAACCCCGUGCAGGAGUUUGAAGCGGAUGCCAACGCCACAUGUAAGUUCACAGAUGAUCGAGGACAGCUCCGAACACUUCAACAGCUGAUCGUGUUUUGCAUUCAACGGCUUUCGGAUUGGCUGUCGCGCGACGCAGCAGGAGACUCUGCCGAACACUGGAAAGAUGGUUCGAAUCUUGUCCGCGGAAACCCAGGCCGGGAAGGACCUGACGAGGAAGCGCGCCUUGUCCGCUACUUGCGAAACUUGUUUCAGGAGGAGCCUGAGGCACACCCAACUCCUAGUCCCAGUCAAAGCAGAUGGACCGGGCUGGACAACGACAGAAGCAUCAGCUUCAGUGCACAUGUGGAAGCCGUGGAUGCAGCCAGCCGGGCUUGUGUUGCACCAGCUCGAGACAUCCGUGAGAGAACUCCCACGGGUUACAUCCAAGAUGGACACCUGGACGCUGAGGAGAAAUCGGUGAAGUUUGGGAAUGAUGUGUCGGUCGUGCAGGCAGCCUCUCUUUCACUUCCUGGACAGGCGAGGAGCAUCAGAGAGCGGACUCCCACUGGCUUCAUUUCAGACGAGUCUGCAAUGGCACCAGCUGAUGACAGAAGCAUCAACUUCAACGCCGAAGUGGAGGCCGUGGAUGCUGCCAGCCGGGCUUGUGUCGCACCAGCUCGAGACAUCCGUGAGAGAACUCCCACGGGUUACAUCCAAGAUGGACACCUGGACACUGAGGAGAAAUCGGUGAAGUUUGGGAAUGAUGCGUCGGUCUUGCAGGCAGCCAGCUCUGGGGCACAUCCUGGACAGGCGAGGAGCAUCAGAGAGCGGACUCCCACUGGCUUCAUUUCAGACGAGUCUGCAAUGGCACCAGUUGAUGACAGAAGCAUCAACUUCAACUCCCAAGUGGAGGCCGUGGAUGCUGCCAGCCGGGCUUGUGUCGCACCAGCUCGAGACAUCCGUGAGAGAACUCCCACGGGUUACAUCCAAGAUGUACACUUGGACACAGAGGAGAAAUCGGUGAAGUUUGGGAAUGAUGUGUCGGUCUUGCAGGCAGCCAGCUCUGGGGCACAUCCUGGACAGGCGAGGAGCAUCAGAGAGCGGACUCCCACUGGCUUCAUUUCAGACGAGUCUGCAAUGGCGCCAGUUGAUGACAGAAGCAUCAACUUCAACGCCCAAGUGGAGGCCGUGGAUGCUGCCAGCCGGGCUUGUGUCGCACCAGCUCGAGACAUCCGUGAGAGAACUCCCACGGGUUACAUCCAAGAUGGACACCUGGACGCUGAGGAGAAAUCGGUGAAGUUUGGGAAUGAUGUGUCGGUCGUGCAGGCAGCCUCUCUUUCACUUCCUGGACAGGCGAGGAGCAUCAGAGAGCGGACUCCCACUGGCUUCAUUUCAGACGAGUCUGCAAUGGCACCAGUUGAUGACAGAAGCAUCAACUUCAACUCCCAAGUGGAGGCCGUGGAUGCUGCCAGCCGGGCUUGUGUCGCACCAGCUCGAGACAUCCGUGAGAGAACUCCCACAGGUUACAUCCAAGAUGUACACUUGGACACAGAGGAGAAAUCGGUGAAGUUUGGGAAUGAUGUGUCGGUCUUGCAGGCAGCCAGCUCUGGGGCACAUCCGGGACAGGCGAGGAGCAUCAGAGAGCGGACUCCCACUGGCUUCAUUUCAGAUGAGUCUGCAAUGGCACCGGUUGAUGACAGAAGCAUCAACUUCAACGCCCAAGUGGAGGCCGUGGAUGCUGCCAGCCGGGCUUGUGUCGCACCAGCUCGAGACAUCCGUGAGAGAACUCCCACAGGUUACAUCCAAGAUGUACACCUGGACACAGAGGAGAAAUCCGUGAAGUUUGGGAAUGAUGUGUCGGUCUUGCAGGCAGCCAGCUCUGGGGCACAUCCGGGACAGGCGAGGAGCAUCAGAGAGCGGACUCCCACUGGCUUCAUUUCAGACGAGUCUGCAAUGGCACCAGCUGAUGACAGAAGCAUCAACUUCAACGCCCAAGUGGAGGCCGUGGAUGCUGCCAGCCGGGCUUGUGUCGCACCAGCUCGAGACAUCCGUGAGAGAACUCCCACAGGUUACAUCCAAGAUGUACACCUCGACACAGAGGAGAAAUCGGUGAAGUUUGGGAAUGAUGUGUCGGUCUUGCAGGCAGCCAGCUCUGGGGCACAUCCGGGACAGGCGAGGAGCAUCAGAGAGCGGACUCCCACUGGCUUCAUUUCAGACGAGUCUGCAAUGGCACCAGCUGGUGACAGAAGCAUCAGCUUCAACGCUCAAGUGGAGGCCGUGGAUGCUGCCAGCCGGGCUUGUGUCGCACCAGCUCGAGACAUCCGUGAGAGAACUCCCACAGGUUACAUCCAAGAUGGACACCUGGACACUGAGGAGAAAUCGGUGAAGUUUGGGAAUGAUGUGUCGGUCUUGCAGGCAGCCAGCUCUGGGGCACAUCCUGGACAGGCGAGGAGCAUCAGAGAGCGGACUCCCACUGGCUUCAUUUCAGACGAGUCUGCAAUGGCACCAGCUGGUGACAGAAGCAUCAGCUUCAACGCUCAAGUGGAGGCCGUGGAUGCUGCCAGCCGGGCUUGUGUCGCACCAGCUCGAGACAUCCGUGAGAGAACUCCUACAGGUUACAUCCAAGAUGUACACCUGGACACAGAGGAGAAAGCUGUGAAGUUUGGGAACGAUGUGUCGUUCCUACGAGCUGCCAGCACGGAAGCACUGCCUGGACAGGCCAGACGAGUUUCCGAAAGAAUCCCCACUGGCUUCAUCUCAGAAGAUGUGACCAUCACGCCACCUGCCGAUGAAAGGGGCAUCAGCUUCAGUACACAAGUGGUAUCUGUAGAUGCAGCCAGCAAGGCUUGCACCGGACCAUCUCGAGACAUCCGCGAGAGAACUCCAACAGGUUACAUCCAAGAUGGACAGUUUGACACAGAGGAGAAAUCUGUGAAGUUUGGGAACGAUGUGUCGUUCCUACGAGCUGCCAGCGCGGGAGCAUUGCCGGGACAGGCCAGACGAGUUUCCGAAAGAAUCCCCACUGGCUUCAUCUCAGAAGAUGUGACCAUCACGCCACCUGCCGAUGAAAGGGGCAUCAGCUUCAGUACACAAGUGGUAUCUGUAGAUGCAGCCAGCAAGGCUUGCACCGGACCAUCUCGAGACAUCCGCGAGAGAACUCCAACAGGUUACAUCCAAGAUGGACAGUUUGACACAGAGGAGAAAUCUGUGAAGUUUGGAAACGAUGUGUCGUUCCUACGAGCUGCCAGCACGGGAGCAUUGCCGGGACAGGCCAGACGAGUUUCCGAAAGAAUCCCCACUGGCUUCAUUUCAGAAGAUGUGACCAUCACGCCACCUGCCGAUGAAAGGGGCAUCAGCUUCAGUACACAAGUGGUAUCUGUAGAUGCAGCCAGCAAGGCUUGCACCGGACCAUCUCGAGAUAUCCGCGAGAGAACUCCAACAGGUUACAUCCAAGAUGGACAGCAUGACACAGAGGAGAAGUCUGUGAAGUUUGGAAACGAUGUGUCUUUCCUACGAGCUGCCAGCGCGGGAGCAUUGCCGGGACAGGCCAGACGAGUUUCCGAAAGAAUCCCCACUGGCUUCAUUUCAGAAGAUGUGACCACCAUGGCGCAAUCUGAUGAAAGAAGUAUCAGCUUCAGUGCGCAGGUGGAGGCCGUGGAUGCUGCCAGCAAGGCCUGUGCCGGACCAUCUCGAGACAUCCGCGAGAGAACUCCCACAGGUUACAUCCAAGAUGGACAUCUGGACACAGAGGAGAAAUCGGUGAAGUUUGGGAACGAUGUGUCGUUCCUACAAGCUGCCAGCACGCGAGCACCGCCGGGACAGGCCAGACGAGUUUCUGAAAGAAUGCCCACUGGCUUCAUCUCAGAAGAUAUGACCAUCACGCCACCAGCUGAUGAAAGGAGCAUCAGCUUCAGUACACAAGUGGUCUCUGUAGAAGCAGCCGACCUGGUGAAGACGGAUGUCCCUGGCUCGUAUGCCAGCUCAGCAGUCAUGGACGAUGUGGAUGCUGGGAGCAGAGGCGUUCCAGGCCGCGCAACCACCGGCUUCGUUCAUCGUGACGAAGUCCUUCCUGGGGAGGUUUCAACACACCUCGGGCAAGAUGCGGCCAGCGAAGCCGUGCUUGAUGCAAGGACUGUCAGUUUCCGGCCUGCUGCAGAGAUUAGCUUGGUAGAGUUUGACCAUGGUGCUUUGUCCGACGAGGAUGUUAAAGUGAAGAGAAAGCUGCCUCUUAAGCCCGUGCGCGACCGCCAGCAAACCAGCUGGGUGCCAUCGCUGCCGUCUGAUGAGAAGUCUGUUCGGUUCAAGGACUUGCCGACCAGCCCCCUUGGCAAGAGGACCGGAUCGCCAGAUCCUCCUUCAGCCAGCAAAUCGGAUUCGCAAACGACUGAUGCUAACACGGCAAGCACAAAAUCCAGAGGAUCCGAGGGAAGCAGAGGACGCGGAUCCGAAGAUGACCCUCCAAGUGAUGCUGAAACCGUGUCAAGUGCCAGCUCAAGAAAUCCACGAUCCAGAAUGACCACACCAUUUAUGUCAGCGGUUGAUUGGGGCUAUGAAGUGAGUGCUCCUAAAGAGGCAACGCAGGCAGGUGCUGCUGGUGCUGUUGCUGCUGGUGGUGCUGGCGACAGCGUCCCCAGUUCCAACCGCCGCCGAAGGUCCAAGCCAUCGUCACUGGAGCCAUACUCUUCCGCAACGGAUCGCAAUCUCGUGAAACAGGUCAGCAUUGAGUCCAGCAUUGAGCGGGAGAUCACUGAGCGUGUCAAGUUGAAUGCUCAGCGCCAAGCCAGAGAGGAACGGCUGGUCCAAGUGGGCAGUGCUGAUGCGAACGUGCCUUUGGCCCUCGAGAGGUGUUCGUCAGCAGAUGGUGGAAACCCAGAGGCAGAUCUUGCGAAUCACAUCGCAUCUUGCCUGCAAGCCAUUUCGGAGCUUGUCUAA
Symbiodinium sp. CCMP2592 is the source of this 6873-nucleotide messenger RNA. Lineage: Eukaryota; Dinophyceae; Suessiales; Symbiodiniaceae. The record is from the annotation of a GenBank genome assembly.